Aspergillus steynii IBT 23096 is the source of this 1479-nucleotide messenger RNA. RefSeq names its product T2 family ribonuclease. Gene Ontology annotation, biological process: RNA catabolic process. The transcript is spliced from 6 exons. Bases 35 to 1327 code for a protein of 430 amino acids. The record is from RefSeq and is a predicted model, not a curated record. Gene Ontology annotation, cellular component: extracellular region. NCBI's taxonomy places the organism in Eukaryota, Fungi, Ascomycota, Eurotiomycetes, Eurotiales, Aspergillaceae. Gene Ontology annotation, molecular function: ribonuclease T2 activity; RNA binding.
CUCCUACCAACGAAGGCGCCGUUGCAACGACGCCAUGGUCUUCCCUAUCGGUGAUCCCAAUGACUCCACCGCGAGCUCGAUAAGGCUUCGCCUGCUCCAAUCACUCCCCGGACCACAGCAGGUCCUGAAGGCCUUGACGGGCUCCUUGAGUAUACCCUCGCUCUCGGGGUCGGACAUUGGCACCUCCCAGAAUACCUUCGAGCACUGCUCCCAGCCGGAGCUGAGCUGCCAGACCCGAUAUCGCGGCCAAGACACUUGCUGCUUCAACUACCCGAGCGGACAAUUCCUCCAGAGUCAAUUCUGGGAUGCCGACCCGGCAAUUGGACCGGAGGAUUCUUGGACAAUCCAUGGACUCUGGCCGGACUACUGUGACGGCAGAUUCGACCAAUAUUGCGACAAUUCUCGAAGAUACAGCAACAUCUCCUUGAUCUUGGUCGAUUCCGGCCGCGGCGAUCUUCUGGAUGAGAUGCGACGCUAUUGGAAAGACUUCCGCGGCGACGAUCCGAAUCUCUGGGAGCAUGAGUGGAACAAACACGGCACCUGCAUCAGCACGCUGGAAACCCACUGCUAUGACAGCGACUACUACCCGCAGCAGGAGGUGGUGGAUUACUUCGACAAGACCGUCGAGCUUUUCCACGGUCUUCCCUCGUACAAGACCCUCGCUGACGCCGGAAUCGUCCCUUCCUACGAGAAAACCUACACCCGCCACGAAAUCCAGGAUGCCCUAACCAAGGCCCAUGGAGCGGAAGUGUCCAUCCGGUGUCGACACAACGUCCUCAACGAAGCCUGGUACUACUUCAACAUUGCCGGGUCCAUGCAGACGGGCAAGUUUGUGCCUUCCGAACCAGACGGCCAGAAAUCCAACUGCCCAGCCAGUGGCAUCCGCUACCAACCCAAAACACCCCGCAAGGGAACCCCAACCAAGGGCCCGUCCGAGCCCACAGCCCCCAGCAAGCCCUUCACGGGCCGAGGCAACCUGGUGGUCUCGACGCUCGGGCAACGAAGAGGCUGCCUGAUCAGUCGCGGGACGUGGUUCACGUCGGGGACCUGCGCGACUUUCCGAGUCAAGAAGACUUCCGACGAAGAUACCUCGUUCACGUUGCGAUCUAGUAAAGGUGCCUGCGCCUUUGAAGAUGAUGUCUUCAGCUGCGGUCCGCAUAUCACCUCUGCGACCGAGUUCAGUGCUGAUGAUAACAAACUCUCCUACGGUGGAAACACGACGUUCUUCGCGGACAAGGCACCCAAGGGGCCCGUGAAGAGCACAGUAUUUGCAUCCGAAGCGGACCAUCCGAUCCAGCUAGAAAUCAGCUGGAAGGAGGGCUACUAGACCCGAUUGACCCAUUUAUUUCUAGAUUGUUUUAGUCUUGGUGAAUGGGACUGAAAUUGUAGACAUUGUCCAUAGACCUGCAUGGAUUGGUGCUGAGGCUGGUGCUCUUGUAUUGUUAUUAUCAUUGGUAUACAGAUAUUAAAUAGACCCGC